UCCGGGCUCUUGCUGCGUCUGGAAGGACUAUGGCGGCCCAGGAAGCCACUCCAAGCAGCCAGUCAGAGGAGAGCUAUGCUUUGGACCUUCCAUCAGCGUGUGACAUAAGAGAUUAUGCUCUACAGAGACCCAGCCAAAAGGCCAACAGUGAGGCUUUUAGUUCUGUGGAAUCCCUUUCUUUUCCUUGCUCUUCUGAUGUGGAUCCAGCAGAUCUCCAAGAAUGAUUCAUUGUCUUAGGUAGAAAAACAUCUUACCUAAGCAAAGCUGUGGGGAGAGACUUCAAAGGACAGCCUCCCCUUCUAUGACAAAGAGCUGUUUCCUGGAGGUCUUUUCUUUGUUUUUUUUUUUUUUUUUUUCUUGGGUCCCUUUCUGAUCUCCAUCAAAAUGCAUUCAGAAGCAGGGGAACACUUGGUUCAACAAAAAGAGAGUGGAAUUGUUUUUUUGUUUUGUUCUUUUAAAACUUCAGAAAAUAGCAAUAUGAGCUUGUUAUGUGUUAUGGGUAAUAAAAAUAGAGACUUU
Molecule: messenger RNA, 519 nt
Organism: Propithecus coquereli (Coquerel's sifaka)
Lineage: Eukaryota; Metazoa; Chordata; Mammalia; Primates; Indriidae
Exons: 3
Coding region: 30-224 (64 amino acids)
Biological process (GO): positive regulation of double-strand break repair via nonhomologous end joining; positive regulation of isotype switching; negative regulation of double-strand break repair via homologous recombination
Cellular component (GO): site of double-strand break
Source: RefSeq, a predicted model, not a curated record